Messenger RNA from Anguilla rostrata (American eel), 2300 nucleotides. It is a transcript of the gene cfap184, whose product is annotated as cilia and flagella associated protein 184. Lineage: Eukaryota; Metazoa; Chordata; Actinopteri; Anguilliformes; Anguillidae. The record is from RefSeq and is a predicted model, not a curated record. The transcript has a single exon. Bases 378 to 1943 code for a protein of 521 amino acids. Gene Ontology annotation, cellular component: axoneme; ciliary basal body. Gene Ontology annotation, biological process: cilium assembly.
GUCGCACAGUGUUUCGAUUGGCUGCCAUUCCUCAGUUUCCAGGACAACUUAGAAAACAUUAUCAAUUACUUUAGUUGAAUGACAGCGGUUACCGAGUGCUACGUGAGUUCUUUUUUAACGUGAUAAACUGUUGACUUAAAUUUUAUUUUCACUAACAAUCGGCGAGGCAAUAGAAGUUGAACAGACUGUACCCGAUUUGUGGGAUAUACAUAUAUAACUAAUUUACCCGGUUAGUUUACUUGCAAACCUAUCUAUCGGUGUCCUUGAAGACAUUAUAGACACAGGUCCCUAACGUUACUUGCGUUACCAGGUUACUGGUAAGCUUCUGUAUUUCGUGAGCAAGUGCGAUAUAAACGUUUCUCACGGUUUGUAGUGCUAUGGAGGCAACAGCAGUCGAAUCCAAACAACUUAAUUCUCUUUCGGAUGAGUCAAAUUCAGUUGCAGAGGGCAACAGCACAGAAGCUAUUACAAAUGAAAAUCCUGAGGAGACAAAUAUGGCUGAUGUGGAGCCAAGUGACAGUGCCGAUGUUCCCAGUGAAGGCUCUGGCACUGUGGAUAACACGGAUAUUGCUGAGGAAGGGGCGGUACCAUUACCCCCAAGUGCAGACGAGACAGGUGGCAGCCGGGUCAGUUCAGGGUCCACCAUUGUACCAAAAGAAGAAACAGAGAUAGAAAAUGCGACAGACGAGCCUGUAGAGGAGGAAACAGCUAUAACAUUAGCUGAUGCCAAGCCACCAUCCAGCCAGAUAAUUGAAGGGGAGGAGGAGCAGGAAUUCAAACCGACAACCAGAGAGCCCAUGCCAGAUACAGGGAAGACUGAACCAGAGGAAGAGGAAGAAGGAAGGAAGGAGGAAUCGUCAGGAGGAGUCCAGCCUGGUGGCUCAGAGAAGGAGAGCGACCUCGCAGAUGAGGGGGCAGAGGAGACUGAAAACAGAGGCCAGUGCAUUGACUAUGAGACCUACAAGAAGGAGCUCGACCAGCUGCAGAGCGAGAGGGAAAGGCUCGUCCACCUCAACGGCCAGCUGCAGAUGAAGCUGGUGGAGUACUUCCGCAAGAAGACCGGGGAGGACGCAAGCCCCAAGACAGAGGAGGCGGAAGCUGACCACGAGCAGCGCUACCUCAAGUACAUGGCCAGCAUGGAGGCGCUGUCAUGGGAGCACAAGCGGAGCUCAGGGCGCCAUCGGUGGCAGAUGGAGGAGCUCCGGAAGGAGAUGGAGGAGAAAGUGGACCAGGCGGACAGCGAGUGGAGGGCCUUCACGGGCCUCAAGAAGGACGCGGCGGUGGCGGCCCUGGGCCAGCGGGUGGGGAGACAGGCCGCGCUGGCCGAGGUGGAGCAGAUCCAGGCCAGCGAGCAGCGCAAGGAGAAUGAGCUGAUCCAGGUGCGGACGGAGAACAUCAAGCUGAGGAACGCGAUGCAGCGGACGGAGGCUCAGCUGGCGGCCAGCGCGGACCUGACGGGCAGCCUGCACCUCAUCGACUUCGAGCAGCUGAAGAUCGAGAACCAGACCUACGAGGAGAAGAUCGAGGAGCGCAACGAGGAGCUGGUGAAGCUCCGGCGCAAGGUGGGGCGGAGCGUGCAGACCCUCACCCACGUCACCGCCAAGCUCCAGCUCCUGCAGGUGGAGAACCAGGCCCAGAAGAAGCAGCGGGCCGAGGUGGACGUGGUGGUAAACGGCAUGCGGGACCUGCUGACCCGGACCAAGCAGGUGCGGGACGGGAUCCGCGCCGACACCCUUCAGCUACGCCAGCGCUGCGGCCUGCUGGGCAACGAGACGCUCCUCAAGGACUUUGAGGAGAAGGUGGGCAGCUCCGAGACCAUGGAGGAGAGACUGGUGGCACUGAAGCGCAGGCACGCAGACCUGAACCUCAAAUGCUCCAAGGUGAAGAAGAAGCUAGAGCAAGCCAAGCAAAUGACUGGGAACCCACUCACCCUCUCAAUGUAAUGCAAGCAGGCAUAGACACAGGAGACUAAGGCACCAUUUUACAAUGAGUGACUAAUGGCAACAUAAAGGUGAUGUGUAUAUAUAAAUAUAUGUAUGUGUGUGUGUGUGUGUAUAAUUACUCUUAUUUUUAUGGUUAGUAUUUGACUUUAUGCACCUGGAUAUGUUAUCCGAGGACAGAAAAGGAAUUCUGUGAUUGUGACCCAUCCUUUCAUGAUGCGUGACAUAGAAACAAGAGUUCUAUCGAUUACCAAUAAUAUUGAUGGUUUUCAGGUGUAUGUUGCUGUGAUUAGCUGGCUAUGCCAAAUUAUGACCUGUUCAUUAAUAUCUCAAAUUUCAAUAAAAAUCUUCAAAAAAAUA